Molecule: messenger RNA, 1671 nt
Organism: Aspergillus fumigatus Af293
Lineage: Eukaryota; Fungi; Ascomycota; Eurotiomycetes; Eurotiales; Aspergillaceae
Source: RefSeq, a predicted model, not a curated record
AUGCCUUCCAAGGUGAAGCGUUUCAGGAGAAUCGGCAAGGCUCGUAGCUUGCGUCGCUUCCAGAUGAGAAGAAGUGACAGGGACAUCCACCUCAUCAACGGGACUUCUGCCACCAGGAGAGCACUUGCUAAAGUGAUGGCGCUGGAGGUCAAAGACGAAACAUACGACGAGUCAGAGAUUUUCCUUAGCUUCGCGCCCUGGGUCCCAUUAAGUGCUACUGAAGACACCCACGUAGUUGAACCAGAGGCACUCACAUCUUCCGUCAAACACCCAUGGGGCAUAAUUGAUUAUCACCUUUAUCUGAACAGUCUCGAAGCGGGAAAAGAUAUGCAUAUCAGGCGCGAGAACUUGUAUCUCUUCGACGACACAGACUGCGAACCCAUCCGCUACUGUGAUCUUUUCGUCACCGAAAUCUACAGAAUGGAAGAAGACAGCCAGCGAGCCCGCCUGCUCUUCGCCAUUCUACCCAUUGCGGAAAAAGGUGCAGUCUUUGGCGAACGUAACUAUGUCCUUGGAUAUGACUGGAAAUAUAGAAGUUUGUUUGCCCGCCAUUUCAAUUGGAUGCCCCACGACAUUCGUGAUAUCUGGUCUGUGUGGAGCGAAGGCACAACAGUGUACACCAUUUCCAUUUCCAGGCUGUUUAAUCUCCUGCAGUCAACAUUCCAGAAGCGGACCGGGAGGGCUGGCGAGGGGAUUUUGAGCUCAAAUCCUCUUUGCGCAAGCCUUCAAGUGGGCGAUGAUCCCGGCAUGGAGAUGGUCAUUGUCACUAUGUUCGCCCAAUUUGCUGCGGACUUUAUUGAUGUCAUCUUCAUUCAAGAAGAAUAUCAGAAGCAGAAGUUCCGUCAUCAACUUGCAUACUAUGAAGACCAAUGCCGACAGGUCCUGCAGCGCGCAUCGUAUCGGGCCUGGUUUGCCCUCCGCCCUGGAUCCGCGCGAGCCAAGUACAGAACGGAGAAAAACGAUGAAAACGAUUCCUUCAGACAACUCCUCCAGGAUUUGUAUGCCUUGGAAGAUGAAGAGCGACAGGAGCAGGAACAGUCGCAUGGUUUUGUGAUGCAAGGUGGCGAGUGGCGCGCAGCCGACCUCGAAACCAAGACAUGGCAACGUGAGGAAGACAGACAGAGGCGCCGUGAGGAAGCUGUCCGACGACUUGAGGGUCUCUUUGCUAUACCAGACGACCUCCCAUGCACUCAGUCCCCCGGCCAAGCAUUCGAAAAUAUCAUGAUCAAAGCUGGAGAGCAUCCCACGAUCGAUGAGAAUUAUCCCCCUGACGCUCCAAGGACCCCUUCACCCCCAUUCCGCCACAGAUCGGUUCUUCAGCAGAUACAAUGCUUGAGCCCAGGUUCUCCAGGAAUUGUUCGUCCAGCAACGGAGGAAUUCGAUGAUUUUGAGGUGACUGAAUAUCAUAAGAUACCCCUGCCUCUUCUUCUUGGCCGUGCGCUUGAGCUUCUUGAAGAACGGCCAGACUUGGAUUCGCUCGACAACAGGGGCCGAUUCGGAUCGCUUUUGACGGAUCUUGGAGUACGCGUCCGCAAGAGGCCCGUUGAUGAGCUCACUCUUGCACCAUCACUUGGUUAUGACAAUGACAGUUGGAAGUUGGAGGUGCAGACGCAUCCUGAGGUCGAAGACCAACCGCCUCGUUGUCUUCUUCCAUCCCCUCUAUUUGACUAG